GUACACCUUUCUACCUAAAGCCAUAUACCGAACUGAACUGUACUGAACUGUAAAGUAAAAAGUAAACGAGAUACGUAGUUCAUAACCUCAAAAUGACUGAGUCGGUCAGGUCAAGCUCGGAAUAUAACCGGAGAGCGGCGGUUAUCGAAAGUCUUCGUGCUGGAAGGACACCAAGCGAAAUAAUAAAGUUUUUCAAAUACAGCAGGUCGACGGUAUACGAUAUUGCUCGAAAGUAUGCGACCUCAGAAAAGUCCGAGGGGAACUCCUGCACUCCAACGAGGAAAAUUCAAAUAAGGGAGAAGAUGACACGGACUCCGGAACUCAUCCAAAAAACCCAAGACCUCAUUUCGGAAAAUCCAGGGACCUCGCUCAGGAAAUUAGCGGCCAUUUUGGGGGUGGCUGAGUCCACAAUUCGUCGGAUCGUCCAAGAAGACCUCAGGUACACGUCCUACGUCCACAAAGUUCGACAGAUGCUCUCCAAGGCCGUCAAGGCCAAGAGACUUGCCAUCUGCAGUUUGCUCGUAUGUUCGCUAAAGAACGAAGCUGCUAGCUGUUUCAAGUUUUUCUCUGACGAGAAAAUCUUUAUUAUGGAUGCCAAAAUGAACCAGAAGAGCAGCUACUGGCUCGCUCACGACCCUGAGGAUAUCUCCGUAGUGGCUAAGACGAAGUUCCCGGCCAUUGUCCAUGUCUUGAGUGUCGUCUCGAGUGAGGGCGACGUUAUGCCGCCGCACUUCUUCCAAAAAGGAGAAACAGUCACAAAGAAGAUUUAUUUGGAGGUCUUGAGGACAGUGGUAAAGCCUUGGAUGGAGUCUGUGGCCUCAGGGAGGCCAUAUAUCUUUCAGCAAGACGACGCACCUACUCACACAAGCCAUGUGGUACAAAAUUGGCUCUCGGACAAUAUCGAUAUGUUCUGGUCCAAGGAAUUCUGGCCUCCUAAUAGCCCCGAUCUGAACCCUCUCGACUAUUACGUAUGGAGUGUAAUCGAGAGGGUUACUAACAAAUCCGAGCACCUCACCGUGGAAUCCUUCCGGACCGCUGUUGAGGCGGCAUUCGCGGCCAUGGAUCGGGCCCAGUUGAGAGCAGCAUGUUCGCGCUUUAGGACGAGAAUUGAGGCGGUAAUCGAGGCGCAGGGAAACUACAUUGAACAAUUGAAAAUGAUUGAUGAUGAUGAUGAUGAAGAAACGUCAAAUAAUUGCACACAAAUUGUUUACGAUUUUGAUAAUUCUAUUGAUGUGAAAGAAGUUAUUCAAUAUUCAUGUGAUACAAUUGAUUUAAAUACUAAUAAUUUAUGUCAAAAUAUAAAAGUGGAAUAUCCAGAAAAUUGUAAUGAAAUAAAUAUGGAGGAGACAGAAAAAAAUGAAGUAAGAGUGGAGGCAAUUGAUUCAAAUACUAAUAAUUUAUGUCAAAAUAUAAAAGUGGAAUAUUCAGAAAAUUGUAAUGAAAUAAAUAUGGAGAAAACAGAAAAAUAUGAAGUAAAAAUGGAGGAAUUACAAAAUAAUAUAGUAAUAAAAGAAGAGUUACCAGAAGAGUGUAAUGAAUUAGAAACAGAACAAUUACAAAAUUAUAAAAGAAAAGACACAAAGCAAAAUUGUAGGGAAAUGGAAAUUGAUGGGAAACCAUGUAAAUAUAAGAAAAUAGGAACAGAGCAAUCACAGGACUUUAUAGUAAUAAAAAACGAAUUUCUAGAAGAAUAUACUGAAAAAGAAACAGAAUAACUACAAAAUUGUAAGAAAAUGAAAAUAGAAUAACUGUGAUAUUGUAAAAAAAAUAAUAACAGAGGAGCCACAAAAAUAUAAGGAAACAAAAAAUGUAUUAUUAAUAGUUUAAUAGAUGAUCAUAAAGUAGAACCAAUACAAAAUUGUAAAUAUAUAACAUAAACCAGAAGUAUAUACAGGGUGGCCCACAUAACUCUUAACAGCUGAAUAUUUCGGAAACUAUUUGUCAAAUCAAAAAGUUGGCAAAAAAGGGAGAAGGGAGUAACUUAAUAUUUAUGUAGUUAGAAAGGCCCCUCGAAUACAUAAAACUUUCUCAUGAACAAUUUCUUGAUUUGACAAAUAGUUUCUGAAAUAUUCAGCUGUUAAGAGUUAUGUGGGCCACCCUGUAUAAUUAAGGAAAUGCCAAAGUGCGUAAUUAACUCCAAAAACGUAUGUAACAUCCUCAAAACAUCAUGUCAAAUAAGCAUUAACAAUCAUGCUAACUUUUCGUAUUUUUUGUGCAUACAGAUCUUAUAUAAAUACUGUUUGAUUUAUUUUAUUUUAUCUCAUUUAAAGGGAAACAUAAUCAAACAUGUACAGAAAUAUUUCUGCAAACUUCUCGUAUAAAUACAAAGUAUUUUUGUAUAAUAUGCGUAAGGGCAUAUACUUCAAAACUUUACCGACGGAAUGCUAACUUUUUUCUAUAAAGUUUGUAAUAUUGGUUGCAUAGGAUUAUAAGUUUACACAAUGAAAGGACAUAUAAAAAUACAUUGGAACAUUGCAUCGGAACUUUAUAUAUGAUGAACACGAUGCAAACUUUUGAGUUGACAUUUUGAAUUGUUGGUGUAAAGAUUUGCCUCAUGUAAAAGUUUUACGAUUUGUACCGAAUGUGUAUUUGAGAAGAAGUAUAUGUAUACUUUUCCUCAAAUUCUGAAAGUGUAAUAUACUACGCUACAGUUUUUGGAUGUUCUUCUCCCUGAAGCGAAGAAACGAAUUUUUGUAAACGUCAGAAACAAAUCCAAGAUGAACGCCGCAUAAACUCAGGAAUCAAAUCAAUUAAUGUAAAACAAUGAUGAGUAAAAUAUUACGUAAAUGUAGUAUAUAGUACGUAGCAUGUAGUAAAAUAAUGACGAGUAAAAUAUUACGACAUUUAUGCUUGCUUAUUUUGCUCAAUACAGCAGAAUCUUCCUAGAGAUUCUUCGUAAAGAUAUUUAUUUACUGAAAAAAAUAGGUUGUGUGUCAUCAUUGUGAUAUAAUAAUUAUA
Harpegnathos saltator (Jerdon's jumping ant) is the source of this 2958-nucleotide messenger RNA. RefSeq lists its product as uncharacterized. Bases 93 to 1715 code for a protein of 540 amino acids. NCBI's taxonomy places the organism in Eukaryota, Metazoa, Arthropoda, Insecta, Hymenoptera, Formicidae. The record is from RefSeq and is a predicted model, not a curated record. The transcript is spliced from 2 exons. Gene Ontology annotation, molecular function: nucleic acid binding.